CGAGUCCCUAGUGCUUUGGGAUUGUUAAAAUUUUUAUGAAGCACACCACUGAAGAUGAGGUUGAAAAACUUGACUUUUAUCAUCAUAUUAAUAAUCCCAGGAGAACUCUAUGCAGAAGAGAAGCCCUGUGGUUUUCCUCAUGUGGAAAAUGGAAGGAUUGCCCAAUAUUACUAUCCUUUUAAAAGUUUUUACUUUCCAAUGCGCGUAGACGAAAAAUUGUCGUUUUUCUGCUUGGCUGGUUACACAACUGAAACUGGGAAGCAAGAAGAGCGAACCACAUGUACAGCAGCAGGCUGGGCUCCAGCACCAAAGUGCUUCAAAAAAUGCACAAAGCCUGACCUGAAAAAUGGUUACUUCCCUGAUGUAAAAGUGGUGUACAAAAUUCAAGAGAACAUGCGCUACAGUUGUGCUUCAGGAUACAAAACCGCUGGAGGGAAGGAUGAAGAAGUGGUUCAGUGUCUCUCUGACGGGUGGUCUUCUCCACCAGCCUGUAGGAAGGAACAGGAAACAUGUUUGGCCCCUGAAUUAUAUAAUGGAAAUUAUUCCACAACACAGAAAACGUUCAAAGUGAAGGACAGAGUGCAGUACGCAUGUGCUGCCGGCUACCACACAGCUGGGGGCAAGACGGCCGAGGAGGCGGAAUGUCACUCGCACGGAUGGUCGGUCACUCCACAGUGCUCCAAAUUAAAGUGCUCUUCUUUAAGAUUAAUAGAAAAUGGUUAUUUUCAUCCUGUAAAGCAAACCUAUGAAGAAGGAGAUGUAGUUCAGUUUUUCUGUCAUGAAAAUUAUCAUCUAAGUGGAUCUGAUUUAAUUCAAUGCUAUAAUUUCGGUUGGUACCCAGAAUCUCCUGUCUGUGAAGGAAGAAGAAAUCGAUGUCCUCCUCCACCUCUGCCCCUAAACUCCAAAACGCAGACAUAUUCCACAACUUACCGUCACGGGGAAAUCGUCCGCAUAGAAUGUGAGCUCGACUUUGAGAUCCAGGGCUCUGAAGACCUGCGCUGUGAGAAUGGAAAAUGGACAGAACCUCCGAGAUGCAUCGAAGGAAAGGAGAAGACAGCCUGUGAGGGGCCACCCGCCGUCCGGAACGGCGCAGCACACCUGCGCUCUGGGAUUUUUCGCAAUGGAGAUAAAGUCACGUACAGAUGUGAGCCCGGCUACUAUCUCCGUGGACCGGAGGCGAUAACUUGUCGGCGUGGGAAGUGGACACUACCCCCUGAAUGUGUCGAAAAUAAUGAGGACUGUAAACCUCCACCUGAUGUAAUAAACGGAGCUGUUGUGGGCGGGUCGUUGGCAAACUACACAACAGGGUCCUCGGUGGAAUACAGAUGCAACGAGUACUACUUACUGAGAGGCUCGAAAACAUCUCGCUGUGAACAAGGAAGAUGGUCUUCCCCACCACCUGUCUGCUUGGAGCCAUGCACUGUUAAUGUGGAUCACAUGAACAGAAACAACAUAGAGAUGAAGUGGGAAUACGAAGGGAAGGUGUUACAUGGAGAUCUAAUAGACUUUGCCUGUAAGCAGGGCUUUGUCUUGUCUCCGUCCGCCCCGCCGUCUGCCUUGUCCGUGCAGUGCAGCAGAGGAGAAGUGAAAUACCCUCUAUGUAUUAGAAAAGAAUCUAAAGGAAGGUGUGCAUCUCCUCCACUUAUUAAAAAUGGAGUCAUAAUUAGUUCAAUAGUAGGAACCUAUGAAAAUGGCUCCUCGAUAGAAUACAAAUGUUUUGAUCACCAUUUCCUACAAGGGUCUAGGGAGGCCUAUUGUUUAGAGGGAGUGUGGACUACACCGCCAUCGUGUCUGGAGCCUUGCACAUUAUCUUCAGUUGAAAUGGAAAAGAAUAAUUUACUCCUGAAAUGGGAAUUUGACAAUAGACCACAUAUUUUCCAUGGGGAAUAUAUUGAGUUUCUUUGUAAGAGAGAUACUUACAGAGCUAUGCCACAUAUUAUUGAAUCUGAACUCAGAGUGCAAUGUGAGAGAGGGCAGUUAAAAUACCCAAGCUGUGUUCCAAGAGACAGGAUUCUGUCUUAUCAAGAAGACUUAAGGACAUAGAAACGAAUGGCUGAAAGAGCUUUGGUAUUUCAACAUAUCAUAAAAUCCCUUAUAAAACAUAAUUUUUAGAAGAAAUAUGUUGAGUUAAAAACCCUUAAGUUUUUACUUGCUUGAGUAUAUGAAUCUGAUUGUUUGGGCUGAACAUUUUCUUUAUUUAUAAAUAAAAGUUAGAAAGAGUUGCUUAAUUUC
This is a messenger RNA of Microcebus murinus (gray mouse lemur), 2232 nucleotides long. RefSeq names its product coagulation factor XIII B chain (gene F13B). The record is from RefSeq and is a predicted model, not a curated record. Gene Ontology annotation, biological process: blood coagulation. Lineage: Eukaryota; Metazoa; Chordata; Mammalia; Primates; Cheirogaleidae.